UUUAGAGUUGUUGGAAACAGCGCCCUUUCUUAGGUCACUCUAUAUCUCGCUCCCUGUCGACGCCCCUCGCCGGACUUCCCAACGCCGCCGGUAUUUUGUUCAUUUCGUCGACAUGAAGCUCAACGUUAAGACUCUCAAGGGUAGCCAAUUUGAAAUUAGGGUUCAGCCCACCGACACGAUAAUGGCGGUGAAAAAGAAUAUUGAAGAUACACAAAGCAAGGACAACUAUCCAUGUGGGCAGCAAAUGUUGAUUCACAAUGGAAAGGUUUUGAAAGAUGAAACUACCUUGGUGGAGAACAAGGUUACCGAGGAGGGUUUUCUCGUUGUCAUGCUUAGCAAGAGCAAAACUGCAAGUUCAGCUGGUCCAUCUUCUGCUCAUGCUACUUCCACCACGACAUCUACUAUAUCUUCAACUACGCCUGCAGCUUCGGCGACCCAGUCUAUAGCUGUGCCAGCUUCAAAUUCCUCUCUUGUUCAAGAACAACCGCCGGCACAAAGUGACACCUAUGGUCAAACGGCUUCAACUUUAGUUAGUGGCAGUAGUAUUGAGCAAACGGUACAACAAAUAAUGGAAAUGGGAGGAGGCAGCUGGGACAAAGACACAGUUACUCGUGCACUUCGUGCAGCUUAUAACAACCCUGAGAGAGCAGUGGAUUAUCUAUAUUCUGGAAUUCCUGAAACCGUAGCUGUUCCAGAAACUAACAUAUCAGGGGUAGGAUCUGGCGCAGACCUUGCCGCUCCUCCUGCCUCUGGAGGACCUAAUUCAUCUCCUUUGGAUUUGUUUCCCCAGGAAGCAGUGUCUGAUGCUGCUGCUGGAGAUCUUGGAACGCUUGAAUUCCUCAGAAGCAAUGAUCAGUUCCAACAAUUACGAUCCAUGGUCAAUUCCAACCCCCAGAUUCUGCAGCCUAUGCUUCAAGAGCUCGGAAAGCAGAACCCCCAACUUCUGAGGCUAAUUCAAGAGAACCAAGCCGAAUUUCUUCAGUUGCUCAACGAGCCCUAUGAAGGAUCUGACGGGGAUAUGGAUAUAUUCGACCAACCUGAGCAAGAAAUGCCCCAUGCAGUCAACGUUACCCCUGCAGAGCAGGAGGCGAUUCAGCGGCUUGAGGCAAUGGGAUUUGACAGAGCAUUAGUUAUAGAAGCCUUCCUUGCAUGUGACCGUAACGAGGAAUUGGCUGCAAACUAUCUGCUAGAGAACUCAGCAGAUUUUGAAGACUAAGUUCCCGCAACGAAAAUCAGCCAUAAUUAACCCAAAUCAGAGCACAAGAGAAAGUUUUGUUCCUCCCUUUUCAUUUGAACCGUUCAUUUUUACUCAGUUCAAAAUCUCAGAUGAUCACUAUCUUAUUCUUUCAUCUCCAUAUUUAUCGUAAAGAAUAAUCUGCGUUUUUAUUUUUGCGUUCUGCGCGAUUCCCGUUUGUCGUUGUUAGGUAUGUUUUUAAUAUCUUUGUCUUAAUUAAAUAGCCCAGGAGGCGAGUCACGGAUAUAAUUAAAUAAACUGUGGUCAUACUCAUAUGUUGCCUGUUUGUGAUUGGCUACGCAACCGAAGAAAGUAAAUUUUAUAAAUAACAA
Eutrema salsugineum is the source of this 1566-nucleotide messenger RNA. RefSeq names its product probable ubiquitin receptor RAD23a. Gene Ontology annotation, biological process: proteasome-mediated ubiquitin-dependent protein catabolic process; nucleotide-excision repair. The transcript is spliced from 12 exons. Gene Ontology annotation, molecular function: damaged DNA binding; proteasome binding; ubiquitin binding. The record is from RefSeq and is a predicted model, not a curated record. Gene Ontology annotation, cellular component: cytosol; nucleoplasm. The coding region runs from base 113 to 1216 and encodes 367 amino acids. NCBI's taxonomy places the organism in Eukaryota, Viridiplantae, Streptophyta, Magnoliopsida, Brassicales, Brassicaceae.